This is a messenger RNA of Bathycoccus prasinos, 843 nucleotides long. RefSeq lists its product with no specific name. NCBI's taxonomy places the organism in Eukaryota, Viridiplantae, Chlorophyta, Mamiellophyceae, Mamiellales, Bathycoccaceae. The transcript has a single exon. The record is from RefSeq and is a predicted model, not a curated record. The coding region runs from base 1 to 843 and encodes 280 amino acids.
AUGACGACGACGACUGAUGGUGAUGGUGAUGAUGGGAAGAAGACUUCGUUGGAAUCGCACUUCCAUCUCUCGAAAUCUCGCGUCAACGACGCGGUGUCAACGCUGGAAAAAACGAUACUCGAAACCGCGAAAAAACGAGAGCGAGAACUCUCAGAGAAGAAAACGUUGAUCGAUCGAUUGUACGAGCGGUUGGAAUUGACCAGAGAGAUGGUCGCGGAAGGUGAAAAGCAAUUGACGGAGUCGGAGAUGAAGUUGCAAAAAGCGAAAGAGGAAAACGAGAUGUUAAGGAAAGUGGUCGAAGAGUGCACGAGGAAAGAGUCAACGUGGAAACGGAAAGGAGAGUGGCACAAGAGGAAAGCGCGAGAGGCGAGGGAAAGAGUGCGCGAGUGUUGGGUAAAUAUGGAUAAAGUCGCGCUCGUGUGCGAUGAGAUGGUCAAGGGGAGCGAUGUUGAAGAGGUUGGGGCGUUUGAUUUAGUUGACGACAACGAAGAGUACGAUUACGGCGAGCGCCAAAAAUUGCGAAAGGACGACGACGAAGUAAACGCGGAGGAGGAGGAGAAACAGAACGAAUACGUAACGAAACCAUCCAACAACACAUCCUCCUCUCGAAUUCAAACGUUGGUUCAAGCACUCUCUAAAUCCGUUCGUAACCUCGAAUCUGCGGUUCAAAAAGAGCGGAGUUACCGAAAAAUGGCCGACGCCGAAGUUGAGAAGGCUCGCAAGUGUAUCAUGAACGAAGUGGAGGGCGAAAACGCCGAUUUGAAAAUCGCCGCCGCGCGGCUGACGAAAGCGUUAUCGCUGUUAAAACACAGCGGCGAUAGUUGUUCGAGCACUAUUGUUUGA